CGCGGCUGACGGGGCAGGGGCGGGCCCGGCGCGGCCCGCCUCGCCCGGGCGAUGCCUCAGCGCGCCGGCAGCGACAGAGGCAGCGGGGGGGCGGGCGGGUAGCGGCAGCGGGGACGCGGCGCUGCUGCUGCCCUGCCUUUCGCUGCCCGCCGGCGGCCCUUUCUCCGCCCCUCCCUGCGCCGCCCCGCUCCGGUCCCCGUCUCUGCCGCCGCUCCUGGGCAGGGAGGGAGGGCUGGGAGCCGCCUCCCGCUGCCCCCCGCGCCCCCCUCCCCAUGCAGCCCAGCCCGGCGCUGGGAGCCCUCCCCGGGGGGAUGUUUCUGCGGCCGCUGCCGGGAUAACCGGCGCCCUGUCCGCCCUCGCCCUGGACGGAGAAUGCUGCCCGCGCCGUGGCGGGCUCCGACUCGGGCAGCAGCGGCCUCGUCCCCCCGCUCGGCUCCGGGCACCGCCGCCGGGGAGAGAUGACUUCAAGGUACCAGGCGGACUGGAUCCCUUACAGUGUUCUGGAUGAUGAGGGGAGUACUUUGCGUCAGCAGAAGCUUGACAGGCAGCGAGCAUUGCUAGAACAGAAGCAGAAAAAAAAGCGCCAGGAGCCGUUAAUGGUUCAGUCCAAUGUGGACGGUCGCACAAGAACGCGCAGAAUGAAACAUUCGGAAGAACAAGCACCAUUGGUUGAAUCGUAUCUUAACAGCAACAGCAGCACCAUAUAUCAUGCAGUGCAGGAGGCCGAACAGGAAGAUGUAAAGGUGGUAGUGGAUGUCCAAGCUCCGAAAUCAACUAAAAAAACCAAGGCAGCAGCUGCAAGCUGUCAAACUGGCAACACCAGAAAGGAGAAAAAAGGGAAACACAAAGGAAUUGAUGGCCCAGCUGCUUUUCAAGAGGAUGUUCAGAAGAUAGGAAGUCAAGUACAGAUUCUCACUAUUGGACAAUUGAGCCAUGAUGAAGAUGAUGGAGAGAAAAUGGCUAGUGGCCAACAGCAGCAGAACAAACAGGAUCUUAGAACAGCCAUGCAGAAAAAGGAUCCCCAUGCAAAUACAUCCUGGUCCACUUCCACCUCCCAGUCCAGUCUUGUCGCCCUGGAUCAUGUUCCUGGCAUUUCAAGCAGCAUGAAUUUUGAUGAGGAAGAGGAUGAGGAAGAUGAAGACAGCUCUAGUUCUUCACAGUUAAACAGUAACACCCGGCCUGGUUCUGCCACGAGCAAGAAAUCCAAUAAGGAAGCAGCCUCAGCCCCCAGUCCUUCCACAAAUGAGCCUCUCAUAGACGUUGAUGACCUGGAGGAAUUUGCUGUAAGACCUGCUCCACAGGGUGUCACUGUCAAAUGCAGAAUCACAAGAGACAAGAAGGGAAUGGAUCGAGGGAUGUACCCUACUUAUUACCUCCACUUGGAAAGGGAGCAUGGUAAAAAGGUGUUUCUAUUAGCUGGAAGGAAACGGAAGAAGAGCAAAACCUCUAAUUACCUCAUCUCCAUAGACCCAACUGACCUGUCUCGGGGUGGAGAGAGCUUUAUUGGAAAACUGAGAUCGAAUCUUAUGGGAACCAAGUUUACAGUUUAUGACAAUGGAGUAAAUCCAAUGAAAACAACAGCAAGCCUGGAGGUGAAUAUCCUGCGUCAGGAGUUAGCUGCUAUUUGUUAUGAAACAAAUGUCUUGGGGUUUAAAGGACCUCGCAAAAUGAGUGUGAUCAUACCAGGAAUGAAUAUGGACCAUGAAAGAGUUUCCAUCAGACCACGGAAUGAACAUGAGACACUUCUUGCAAGAUGGCAGAACAAAAAUACAGAAAGCGUCAUUGAGCUGCAUAAUAAAACUCCAGUCUGGAAUGACGACACCCAGUCAUAUGUUUUAAAUUUCCAUGGUCGAGUCACACAGGCCUCAGUGAAAAACUUCCAAAUUAUUCAUGAUAAUGAUCCUGACUAUAUUGUGAUGCAGUUUGGCCGUGUGGCUGAGGACGUCUUCACCAUGGACUACAACUACCCAAUGUGUGCGCUGCAAGCCUUUGCUAUUGCCCUUUCAAGUUUUGACAGCAAGCUGGCUUGUGAGUAAAGGGGUGUGGGAGAACAUCCUCUCAGAGGAAGCAGUUUGCCAUACGAUUCCCAGUCUUGCUGGUGUCACUGAUGGUCCGUACUAAACAGGUCAGGGAAAGUACGGUUCUGGAGGACCACUAUAUUGCUGGGGAGAAAAUAAAAUGAAUCUUUUUAAAAUUCAGGACAUUCAGGAAAUAAUGUUUUCCUUUUUUUCCUGUCAUAUUUUUCUGAAAGUGGCAUCAAGUUUGUGUAAAUAGAAGUCCUAUCUCAUGUUCUUGAUUAUGUUAUGGAGAUCUGCCAUGAUGUACUGUACCGUGGCUCUAGUAGCACCUUUAUAAUGGUGUGUCUUUUUUAAAGCCAGAAAGCGCGCUUUCAAAAAAUUUCUUUUUACAUUUAAAUAUUCUGAGGCUGCAAUCAUACCUUGAGGUUGCAUUCCUGCAUUGGAUAAUCUGAGCUCCACAUCCUCCAACAUAAAAGAAAGAUCACAACAAAGAUGCACUUUUUUGAAUUUGCAAGGAUCUUGUGUAGCAUAAAGCCAGGUCUGAGAGUUGAAAACCUAUAGUGGACUGAACUUGAUGCAUUGCUACUGUAUAUGUAGAAGGGUAUGGUGAAUUUUAAUUGCAGUAGGAGGAAAUGGAGAAGUAGAAAGCACAAAAUAAUGUUGCACAAAUCACUGGAAUUCUGAGUUGUCAUUAUGUUUUAACAUCUACAUGCUUUUUAAUUUGUUUAAAAUGAAAAUGUAUUGGGAAUACAGCAAAGGAAGAGGAAAACUCUGUAGAUGCCAAGAAAGCAUAACUUAUGUUGAAUUUGGCAUGUUGCUCGUUGGGAACUUAUAUCCUUGUAUUGCUGUGGUAAUUCAAACACAUAUUUUGUAUGAAGUGAUAUGAACAGUUGGAUAAAGGCUCUCAGCACAGAAUCUUAUUUUAAGCAGACUGUGUACACUUGAGGAAGGUAAAUGGAAAUAUUUUAUUAAAUUUGUCUGGCCUUUUGCAAUUUUAAAAUUUGUUGAUUGCUUUUUUUUGGAAUUUUCAGCAACAACCACUUUUCAUAUUUAUUUACCAUUGUAAGAAUGCUUGAAUCGAUUGAAACUGUGUAUGUCAUUCUGUAGUGUAAUGUAGUGCCAGCUACUGAGCUAAAUCCUUCUAGGCAAAUCCAGUUUAUGUUGCAUACAAAUGAGAGAUUGGCAGGACACUGAAUAGCUUAAAAUAGUAUUUUCUUUUUCUUCAUUUUUUUCUGAGUUGUCUGCAAUAUAUAAACAAAUACCAUUUCAAAACAUAAGCAAAGAGCAAGCCAUUCUCUUCUCUUCUGAAUAUCUGAGAAGCCAAGAGCUGCAACUGAAAGCGCAGCUUAAAACACCUUUAAAAAUAAUGAAUCUCUCUAUAUUGUUCUAUACAGUACUAUCCCAGAUGGCACACAAAGUAAUAGAAUUUAUAUGUAGUUCACCAGAAGGGUAUUGAAAUGUGAGUGGAGUGAAAAAGUAAUUGUGUUUUAUACUGUGUGUAUUCAGAUCCCCCUUUUUAUUCUUUAUAGCCUCUUGCGUUGCACAACCAAAGAUUUUAUAAUGAGAAAAGGAAAUCAAAUCUGUGUGUCUCACAGCUUUCAGUCCUUUUUUGACUGUAGGGGACAGGCCAUAAGGACAGGUUGUGCCAUUUGGAUUGUGUAAUUUUGACACAUAAAGAAAUAAUGCUGUCUUCUGUUGUUUGCCUUCAGGUCUCUUUCCAAGUAUACAGGCAAGGAAAUUUCAGGGGACUAAUAUGCUUGCAUACUAACAAUAAUUAGAUUAUUGUUGUUCACUUCACAGCUUUAUUUGAAAGUCUGUUUUUUCAGAUGGAGGUGGAAAUAAAUAAUUGGCAGCUUUUUUUAUAAUCAUCUUCUUUAUAUCUAUGGGAAAAAAGUCUGCUAGCUUUGAACUGUUUUCUUGGUGGACUCAGCCUGUCAAAUGUGAUCUUUAAAUAACAGGAGACUGUCAUUUUUCUUAAAUCUUUUUUGCAAGAAGCAUUUCCACGUAACUGUAUAAACUGGAAAGUCACCUUAGUUUGAGGUAAAUGAGCAGUCAGAUUCUUCAGUGAAUGAUCAAAACGAUGAGUCAGGAACUGCAGUCUGUUAGUAGCACUUCGUAUGUGGAUGCUUUGUUUUCCCCUCUAGUUGGUGUUUUUGCACUGCCUCACAUCCCCGUCCAUGAUAUCACUUUGGAUUUUAACACAAGGAUGGCUCUUAAGCCUUCAGUUACCUGUCAUAAGCCUUUAAACACUAGUGAGAGUUUGUUUAGCCUAUUGCAAAAACAGGAAUUCCCAUUGCUAGUAUUUAGGUCUGAUUUGGAUUUCAGGUAUGCUGCAGCAUGGGAAUGGUUGAAUCUGUGUGGCUUUAAUUCUGUGGAUCACCAGUAGUGUAUUUUCGUUAUAAUCCGAGAAAGUGGGCCCUAAUGUAAUUCUCUGCCUCUCUCUAUGCACAAAACUCUGUCAAAAGACCUAAGCGCAAGUCGUAUGCUGCAAAUACACCAUCUGUUGGCGUUAGUAGUGAAGUUGGCUUAGGAAGAUUUAUUUUUAACCUGGAUCAUAAUGGUCUGACUUGCAUCUUGGCCCCACAGGGAACUGGCACGAAAUGGAAGCUCAUGUGCAAUGAAUUUCUGCGCAAGAGUGUGAAUGAGGAGCUGGGGAAAGGCAGAGAGCUAAACUUCUUGGGGCAGUUUUGCUGCCAGCACAUUGUGUAGCUUCACUCUUACUGCAUGUUCUUUCCCGGCCAGUUUUUUUUUAACCUGUAAACAUGCCAGGAGGAAAGCGGUGACUCAAAUUCCCAUCAUCCUAACAGAAUCUGACAGCCUCAACAGCCAAGGAACUGCCGAGGAGAAAUUUCCCACUGUAAAUUCAGGUCACUAGAGGGGAGCGUUAACUUGGGACUAAUAGGAAUGAGGAGCUCUCAUGAAAUCUGGUGUCAGUUAUGGUAGUAUUUGUGUCUAGGGUCCCUUGCCAAAACCCUGAUUCCUCAAUGUUUUUGAGCCAAGGUACUGUGUUCUUUUGAUUGACCUGUCAUCAUCUGCUCUAAAAAGCAGUUGCUUUUAAUUUAGACUGGCAUUUGUAUAAUUUGAGAGGAAUACUUUCUGCUGAAGGGCAGCACUACAAUGUAAAGUGAUAUUACUAGUUUUCCAGCAGCUCUCCGCAUUUUGUUUUCUUGACUACUUGAUGAAUUUGCAGGUUCUGUCUGAACAUACUCGCAGGUUCCGUCUGAACGUAUCUGAGAUGACACAGUCCUCAUGAAAUUAGGUUUUCCUGCACACCUGCAGUAUACUCCUGGCAGCAGUACAUAUUUUCAGAGAUACAUACAUACUAAAAUAACCUAGGAGUAGUUAGUGGCACAGCUGUAUUAUAGUAGCUUCUGGAGUGGCUGCAUGUCAGUGUGCAACAGGAAAUAAACCUUGUCCACUCAGUGUGACAAAUACAAAUGGUAGCAAGCCAUAUAUUUCCUUCACGUAGUUCCAGUGAGUAUUUGGAAUACAGUAGAUUUAAUAUUAUUUAAAAUCUCAAUAUUGAUGUUUUUUUGCAUCUGCUGUUGAUUUUGGCAGAGUGUUGUAAACAAAUUCCUUGCCCGAAUUGCUUAGAGGCAAAUGCUGCAUGCUUUAAUGAGAGUUCUUAAUCUAACUUGUCACUCUGUUUACAUCAAACAGUUUCUUCCUAGCCCUUUAUCUGAUUUUCUUCAUCUCUCAUGUGCUGUUGCUCUUCAUUCUCUUCACAAUCCCUUUAUCUUUUCUUCAAGGAUGUGCAACUCAAAAGUGUUUAUUUUGACAGUAUUACUCAGUGAUUUUUCUACAGAUGAAUAACGCCUAUAGUGCACAUCCAGUGAUGCUCCUACAAUAGAAGCCUUAUCAAAGGGUUAAAUUUGGCCCUUUGGCUUUUCAGUAGAGUAAAUUAACACAUUAAAAGGUAGCAGAUAAAAGAAAGCUUGGCUAAAAUGUAAUCAGAAUUUCUUUCAGUAAACAUUCAGUAACUAGUUUCCAAACCAUUGGUUGCAAUCAAUGAGCAGAACUGUUCACAAGCCUGGAAGCAAACUGUUAUACAAAUUCUCUUUGUAGUCUUGCCUUAUUUUUCCUUUUUCAAGGUGUCGAAAGUGAUUCUGUGAACUGAAAUGUGUUGGUGCCGUCAAAUAGAGUUUGUUUUCUAGAAGGGAACCAUCAUUCUGCUCCUCUUAUAGGAUAAUAUAUGGCACACAAAGGUGCAUUCAUCCCAUAAAAUAGUAAUGUCGUAGGCCAUUGUUAUGAAUUCUGAUGCUCAGAAGUCUGUGCGAAUGGCUUUCUAAUAAUUACUGGGCAAAUCUCUCACUAUUCAAGUUGCCUUACAAUAGUACCGGAAUUCCCAGCUGGCUCUCCUCAUGAGGUGCUAGAACAGAGAAGCUUUAAUGAAAAGGGCUCUAUAAUGUAGCUUCACGAUUGUGGACCCAAAUGACACCACAGAGCUCUAUCUGUCAUGAUGAGCCAAUGCCAUCAAUUCUAACACUUCCUGGCUUUUUGCUCCCCUUUGAUGAACAAAAGAAUUCAGAGGGACUUAAAAUGAGCAUAAACAUCAGAGAAACAUCUCUGAAAGUACAAAGCAUUAGACCUACUUUUCUACCUAUAAAAAUCUCACCCUACAUGAGUAAGAAGAAUGAGAUCACUUCAGUCCUUCAGUAAAGAAAUUACCUCCCAGUUCUUGCAUCUUAGCUUUUUGCGAUUUUAUUACUAUUUAUUUUACAUAAGGAGGCAAUAAGGACUGGAUGCUGUACAGUCACACAGCAUACAAAUUCUUGCCCUGAAGAGAUGAAGAAUCUGAACCAGUAUCAGAAUGUUUUGUCUUUGGUUAUAUUAGUAGCACAGGACAGUAGGUUGUCUGGUGUUUUAGGCAGAGACAGUUUCUACUGAUGUUUGGCGGAUGUUGGAGGGAAGAUUUUUAGUUUCAUGCUGCGGAAUUCCAGAUAGCCCCCUACUGUCUUGUUUUUCUGCUGUUUCUUUUUUUUUCUUUCUUCUCUCUCUUUCUUUCUUUUUUUUUUUUUUUUUUUUUUUUUUUUUUUUUAAUGUGCUCACCGAUAAAUUGUGGCCAAUAAGAACAGCACAUGUAAUAGAACAGCGAUCACAUUUAUUAGAAUUAUGGGCUGACGGCUCUCAGAUUUCUCACAUGACCUUGAACUGGAGUUCAUCUAACUGCAGAUCCAGGCUCCUCUCAGAUGCGCCAUUUCAUGAAACUGGGUUUGUGGUGUUCAUCAUGUAUGAAACAUCCCUUUUAGGGUUCUACUCUGUAAGUAUUCAAAAUUAAUUGUGUAGAGAUUUUUCGGUUCUUACUAGCCCAGGAGCUAUGAAAAGGAUCUGCACAGUUAUCUCAAUGUUUUGGUAUUUUGCUAUGAAAUAUAGCUCAGUAGCUGAUACUUGCAAAUGCCUGUGUACUGGAGGAAAAAUGCAUUAAAACUUAUUUUAUA
Dromaius novaehollandiae (emu) is the source of this 7456-nucleotide messenger RNA. It is a transcript of the gene TUB, whose product is annotated as TUB bipartite transcription factor. NCBI's taxonomy places the organism in Eukaryota, Metazoa, Chordata, Aves, Casuariiformes, Dromaiidae. Gene Ontology annotation, cellular component: cilium. The coding region runs from base 459 to 2036 and encodes 525 amino acids. The record is from RefSeq and is a predicted model, not a curated record. Gene Ontology annotation, biological process: protein localization to cilium. The transcript is spliced from 13 exons.